Bicyclus anynana (squinting bush brown) is the source of this 7312-nucleotide messenger RNA. RefSeq names its product shootin-1 (gene jvl). The record is from RefSeq and is a predicted model, not a curated record. The transcript is spliced from 6 exons. NCBI's taxonomy places the organism in Eukaryota, Metazoa, Arthropoda, Insecta, Lepidoptera, Nymphalidae. Bases 744 to 2498 code for a protein of 584 amino acids.
UUUGGUCUUGUGAAACAACGGCCGUUUUGUGACCUUAACUUCUUAUUCGCAUUAACCAGUUGCGGAAUAGUUAAUUCAUUGUUAAGUGUUCGUGGUUAUAUUGUUUAAAGGGUGCUUCUCUUUGUUUUUUUUUAAUACGCAAUAAAGCUGUGUAAACUCUUUUUGAAUUUGUUGUAAAAAAUAUGAUUAUAAUCAGUUGCGUAGCGUGCAUGUAUCAAAAUUAGUUGGGAAGCCCAUUAAUGAAGGGUAAAGAUUUCUCCUAACGGGUUUUUCAGAUAGCAUGGGUACUAUGACCUGUAUGACGUAAAUACGUACUAUUCUCGUGAACUUUCAAGAGUGAAACGUACUGUCACCCGCACUAUCCUACAUGAAACGAACUGUAAUAAAAACAAAAAUGUGUGCUAAAAAUAAAUAUAACAGUGACUGACAUGUAACCUAUGUAGUACUGUAACUUUGGAAUUAAGUGAGAUUGUGGAUUAUAUUUUACUAAUUUUCGCUUUUACACGUAAGGGGCCUGUAGUCUAGGGGCCCCGUAUCAUUGAUACGGCUAAUUAGGCGGUAGCUACGCUCCGGUACGGUAUGACUUGACUCUCCUAGGUAGGUAUAUUGUGACAAACUCUAAAACACUAAAUUAUGAUAAAAUGUGGCUUCAAUAAGCAUAAUAAAUAUAAACAAUUUUGUUUUCUAUAAAAAAAAGGAUAAUGUGCUCGUGAAAACUGUUAAAAAUGGAUAUCAUUUAAAGCAUGAAAAAGGUAUUAUGGCGCCCAAAAUGGAAAGUUGUGAAAAUGACGGGCGGUGCGGACAGCGCGAGCGGUGGCUCUGGCGGCUCAGGCAUGGAGUGCCUGCAGCUGCGCUCGCCCCCCGGACCAUUCCACUACCUCAUCUCGGAGCAGGCUAAGUCUCUCGUCGCGCUACAGGAACUCCAGAAUGAAGUCGGGGCAUUGCUCGAGUUUCGCGACCUCGUCAUCGAGACAUUCCCGAACCUGCGCUCCAAAAUGGCGCCGUCCACGCCGGCCAGCGACACGCGCCGCGACUGGGAGCCCGGCGUGCGGGUGCGCCGCAAGCUGGCGGGCGGCGGCGGGGACGCGGCGCGCACCAAGCCCCAGCCCUCCGUGCAAGACUCGGGUUUCAGCACGGAGACCUCCUGCGGCAAGGACGCUCAUUCCUCCGCCUCCGCGUCGACAUCGGCCACUCGGCCUAGACCCCUCGAAGACGAGCUGUGGGCGCUCCUCGACGUCAUCCAACGAAAAGGCGUACGACUACGCGACGAAGCGGAGCUUUUGCGGGGAGAACUCGACGAAAGGCAGUCGGAAACGGCGGAGGAGUCCUUUGCGAGAGCGUUGUCCACCGGCUGUGGGGACUGUACUGACCUCGUGCGGUUGCGGAGCGAAAGAGACGCAUUGCUCGCCCGCGCUGCUCAGUUGGAGGCGGCUGCGGCUGCCACACCGACCCCUCCACCCUCGACCCCGCUGGGGAGGCUCGACACCGCGUUGGACACGCCGGUGCGGCCGCCGCGCGUCUCCUCUCCCGACUCCAAGAAGUUCGCUGCGAUUCUCCUCGAGAGCAAUCCCGUCGAGCUUCAACGACAACUACUUAUUUCCACCGUUCAGAAUCAGGUGUUGAGCUCGAAGCUGCGACGCGCGGCGGCGCAUCGCACGCUACUGCUGGAGAAACUGGAGCGAGCGCGCGACCAGAACGACGACCUCAAGUUCAGGUUAGAAGAGAAGAGCAUAGAAGUGGAGGGCGCCAAGGCGCGGCUGCGACAGAUCGAGAAGAGCCAGAAGAGCGACAGCAUGGAGCGCGGCCGCGACCACAGCAGCAUGCGCGACAUGGAGCCGCUGCACAUCCCCGACGAGGACGACGAGCCGCGCAUCUCCGAGACGCCGCGCACCAAGCCCAGCCGCAUCCCGCGCCACACGGCGCACAAGGGCGCCGCCCCCCGGCCUCCGCCCGCGGCGCCCCCGCGACCUCCCUCCGCGCACAGCGUGCGCUCCACGCGCUCGGUGGCCUCGGGCCGCAGCCGCGCGUCGCGCGAGGCCUCCACCGCGCCCGCGGCCUCGCGCAAGGACAAGUCGUCCGUGCCCGUGCGGCGCUCGCCGUCCGCAGACAAGAAACCCCAAACGAGUGCGGACGCGCGCACGCACGUGGACGACAAGUCGCGAUGCGCGUCGCUGGUCGCCGAGUACGUGGCGCGCGCGGAGCGCCUCGCGCCGCUGUUCCCGCGCCUGCACGUGCGCGCCAGGCCUCUGCCGCAGGAGCUGCUGGACGAGUGCCGCCUGGCCUACGAGCCGCCGGGGAACCUCGCCCUGGAACUGUCCAAGUCGAUACUGUACGAGAACGCCGACUCCAUAGACAUUGAAACGCUGAAAUCGUUGAAGACGUUGAACUCGCACGACGACUCGCUGUGGAACGGCAAGCCGCAGCAGUACUUCGAGAGUUUGAACGCGCGCGACGAUUGCGGCGAUGGUAAGGAUUUCGAAGAUGAUUCCUUGGCGUAGGUUUGCUUUGUCUACUGCCUGUUCGCUUCAAUCUGACCGUCGCACUUUAUUGUCGAUUAUCUAAAAUCAAUUUUUUCAACAAAAACAUACUAAUAUCGUCGGUCUAGAUGUAAAUAAAAAAAAUAGCUCGUAAGUGCAAACUGACGAAUUUUAGAGAAGAGACAAGAUACAUCUUUUAGGUAUAACUAAAAGUAGUUUUAUGCGACCAAAAACGUUUUUUAAUGUACGGGCUACCACCGGAAAAGCUGUUUGAAGCUUCCUGCAUCAAAAUCAAUUUUUACCAAAAAUUGUUAGUUACGAGAUAUCACAUCUAGACCGACAAUAUUCAAUGUGCACUAAAACUUUUGAAAUUGUUUUUAGGAUCCCACCAUGCGAUCCUGGUCUCAGGACCAUAAAACCAUCUGGGGAGUAGUAUAUAGGUACCCUUUCAAACAAUAUAGAUUAUUAUUGUUUUCAAAUCAAGUAAUUGGGAAAUGUGUAUAAAAAAACUACUGUAGCGAUUCUGUGAUUGCACAAACAUAAUUUAAAAUAGUUUGUGAUAUAUGCAUAGAAGUAGUAUUAUGAUAAAAGGCGAUCAAGUUGAAGUGUAACAGCUAGUACCUAAAAAUUAACCUCAAAAUUUGUAAUUGUCAAAACCACAAGGUUAACAUACUCGUAUGGUGUACGCUGUAUUUAAUCUGGCAGCUAUAUUUUUGUGCUAAUCGGUAUUUUGCUUUGUUCAUGUCGACAUUUGAAUGCACUUAAAUGUUACAUAGAUUUAUUUAAAAUUCCAUUAUUAAAAAAGAAAUACUCGAAGUUUCCGUUGGCUGGCAUAAAUAUUUUAUAAGAUGCCAGUUUUUCCCAAGCAAAUUAGUGAAAUAACUUAUUUAAAUUUUUGCAAUACUGUCUACUGAAAAUUUAGCAAUUUCCAUGGAUGCCAUCAUUAGAUAUUGACCUAAUUAUAAGAGAUCACCUCAGAAAUAAAUUCUUCUCUGAUAUUAUAUCUUCCCUAAUAAUAUUCGCACCUUAAAAUACUUUUGUGUUUUUAUUUAAUAAAAUAUGUGUACUGCCUUUUAUAAAGCUUAGAACUAUAUGGUUCUACGUUCAAUUCUUACUCCAAGUCAAUUAAAAUUUUUUAUAAUUUCAACUUUUCCAGAUAUCUCUUCUGAUGGCAUUCUUGGGUAGUAAACAAAAAGUACCGCCAAGCGAUGUAAAAGUGCAUACCAGACUUAAGUUUCAACCCAUAUAAGACCAUCUAACGCUUCAAAUUUUGUCUCGCUAACUCUUAUCUUGAAAAAACUGGCUUGCAAUCUAUUCAAGCUCAAAUACAAAUGAAUUUAAUUAAUUAAAUAUGGAGGCAUGUUCUUAUGGUUUCGAUUAGGUGAGAAACGAUUGCGAAAAUUAAAUUCGAGAAACGUUUUCCAUGAUUUUAAACAAUGUCGGAGAACUUAGUCCACGUUUUUUUGUACCAAAAAGCUUUUGUAAAAACUUGUUUCUAGUGCAACUGUGAUACGUUUACGUUUCUUUUGAAGUUUCCGCACUCGUUGAAUGAUUGACCGACUUCGCAUAUUCCAAAACUACCCUCUAUUGAUAGCUUAUUAUUUAGUUUAAUGAACGAAUUCCUAUUGUACAGUUUAAUCUAGUUACUAUUUACAAAUUAUUAAGAAUGGAAUUUAAUACGAAUUAUUAAAAAUAAUCUCUAAAUGAAAUUUAAUUAUUUAUCCUUCACGUGUAUAGCAAAAAUGAAUUGUGUUUUAAUUUAAAAUUUAUAACAAAAGAAACUAUAGGUAUUUUAUAUUGUUUUCUAUUACAGUCAAAUUGGGCAACUUUACACCAAUUUAAUUUGUAACAAUUUAGUAUUUUUCGUUUCUUUCGUUAACGGUGCAACGUUUAGUUCUAAAUAUCAAUUUCAUUUAAUAUUCGUGUGUUUUGGGAUAACAUUUUUCUACCCAAGAGAAAAAAAGGAACACCUUUUGAGAUGUUAAGUUGAAAUUAUUUGCAUCUUAUAUACUUUAAAACUUUUUGUAAGUACUGUAAAUAUGCUUGUGAUAUUCGAGGUUUCCCAGAACACACCAAUAUGGCACCUCUUGCAUUGAUUAGACCUAAAUGCGUACCGGUUAUAAUCAGGUUGUCUUCCUUGACUGUAGUAAAUUAAGUAUACUAAAAUUUACACUCCUAAAUGUAUAGAUGUAGUAAUAAAAAGAAUGUAUUGUAUUGUAUGCAUGUGCCGCUGAAUGAAUUGCAUUAGAAUGGUAGCUAUUUACUUUAAAAGUCAUUCCUAAGCCGACGGCAAGACUGUAACAAUUGAGUGAGAGCGCGAACGACUGUAGAAAGGCUGUGAAACGCGGCGUUCCUUCCAAAAACACCUUUCGUUUUACUUAUAGAUGUUUAUAAUGCAAAACUAUAGAGGAAAGGACUCACAAUCACGUAGAAAAUUUCUCUUAAAAUACAGGCCAAUUUUGCUUUGACAGUUUUAGAAUUAUUGGUAAAGAAAAUUAUACCUAAAGAUCUUUAAAUAUAGUCCAAUCCAAUAUUUAAUAAAAUCCCAAAUUCAGAGCAAAUUCAACUUUAAGUAUUGACGUUAAGGUUGAAUUUGCAAAUGCGACUGCUUGAAUUGAGUGCCAAGAAGUUUUGUUUGGCAUUCAUUGAGUGUGGACGUUUUUUGGUCGUUGUAUGUGCGUCCACUUUUUAAUAGGAGACCGAUGACCGACAAGGGAAAACGGGCUUUCCUAAUACAUCGACAAAGUGUUUUCGAUUGCGGAUUGUAAAAGUAAGUUAAAUGCUGACAAAUUUUUUUUUUGUUAACACUUUUUUCACUUUAAAAAUGGUGGAAUACUUUUGGCCGAUUUCUAUGUCCAAUAGCCCGCUUAAAAAAAUACAGACAGACAGAAGAGACAUACCACAGAAAAGCUAAAAUACUUACCCUAAAUCAAUUGUACCUAGAUAAAAAUGUCGGAUAUACAAUAAAAUUCUAUAUUAUAUUAUAAAUUUACUCAAGAUUUGUAUGGUUAUGCAUUAAAAGCGUCUAUAGACGUCAAUAAUAAAGUUGUACUUAUUAUGUGUGCCCGUAUUUAUGAGUGUACUUUGUCCAAACGUCCAAUGUGGAACGUCCUGACGCUUUUAUACCGUCUCAUACAAACGCCUCGUGCUAAAAACACAAACUCUGACUAAGGUUUUUAUUUAGAUUCCAUGCAUAGAGCAAUUUAAAAAAUAUACACUUGUCUUAAAAACAGUAACCCGAUUUCUACAAUUUUUUUUUCCGGAUUUUAAUAAAAAUCGUUAUAGUUAUCCGGCAUUUGAAAUAUAUACCGUCAUCUGUUAUUUAUCUGUGUUAAGAAAUAAAUAGUUAAAUUGCGGCUAAACACAUUUUUCUUAUAAAAUCUAGAAAACCAUGACAAAGGCAACCUAAUACAGGUAAAAUUAAGCCUAAAAUAAGCUUUCAUUUAACAUAUUAGACAACUAAAUAACAGAUGAGGGUAUAUAAAUAACAUUACUUAACUGUUUAUAUCUGGCAACCCCACAUGCAGUGUGAAUGCAGGCAAUCUUUACUUUUUCAAUUCUUUUGGGUAUAAUAACUAGUGUACGUUUUUUUUAAUGAUCCAAUGAGGGAGAUUAAAUAAAUUAAAAAAUAAAACAUUUAAUACUUACUGUUCGGCCGCAAUUUAACUACCUAUGUGCAAAAAUUGUCAUUUGAAUUAAUUUGAUAACACAUACUUAAUAAAUAAUUUGCAUGCCAAAUUGGCAAGAUACAUUUACCAUCUACAUCUACCGACCACCUGCAUAUGUAUCUGCAAAUAAAUAAAUUGAUUGAUUGUUUGAUUGCAAUGUGUUAAUGUGAAUAUCAUUUAUUUCUUAUCCCAAUUAAAUAACAGAUGAGGGUAUAUAUUUAUGCCGGAUCGCGUUACUUAUUAGUCAGAGCUCAUACGUGACUCGGUAUAAAGGUUGUCUGCGACGAUGAGCUACAAAUAUAGUAGGAGACUGAUUUUGUAUAAAGACAUAGUGAUAUGUUUACCAAGUAGGGGGAAGGCGUUUAUAAAAUAAUGUUUAUUUCUAUUUUACAUGGUUAUUUUAAAAAUACCGACAUGUCAUAAAUGCGAAUUGUAUUAAAAAAAAUUAUGUGAAAUUAUUAUUUCUCUUUUUUUUCAUAUUAAUUGUGAAAACAUGAAUUUAUUAUUAUUUAUUUUGAAUACAUUGAAAAUCAAAUAUUAUGCCAGAAAGACAAGCCUGGGCAAUUGUUUAAGUUUAAUUGAUUAUACCUAUAUAUUUAAGAAAAAUAAUAAAUAGAUAUAAAAAUCAAGGAUUUUAAUGAUUAAUUCAUUAAAUUUUAUGAUGAUGGUAUUUUUUGAGUAACCAGAACCUGCUACUAUAAAUUUUGAAAAUGUUAUUGCCUACUGUGAAAUAAUUGAGCGAAAGGCCUGUUUCGUUAGAAAUACCAAAAAGAAAUGAAUGCUUUAAGUUUUAAAUUUUGCCAAUUUUCUAGGAAUGUUAAUUUAUAUAAAAGUUUGGUGAGCACUUUGCGCAUUUCUAAUGAAACGGGCUAUCAUUAUUUAGUAAUAUUCUAAUUCUAUUAUGUAUGACUGUAUUUUAUUGUAAAUUAAGUAGGUACUGUAGAAAUGUAACGAAUAAGUCAACUGUUUAAUGUACAGCUUCCUUCACACUGCUGUAGAGUUUGUAAAUGUAAAUUAUGAAGCCGCAAACUGAUUGCUGUUAAGAUACUCAUAAUUUGUUUAAGUAGUUGACUUCAAUCUAGUUGAUGACUUGUGUAAAGAUGUACAGAAAUCAUAUCAUUACAUUAUAUAUUAUACAAAUUACUCAAAUAAAUUGUUCAUAUCUUA